Molecule: messenger RNA, 1340 nt
Organism: Rosa rugosa (rugosa rose)
Lineage: Eukaryota; Viridiplantae; Streptophyta; Magnoliopsida; Rosales; Rosaceae
Product: ethylene-responsive transcription factor TINY-like
Exons: 1
Coding region: 417-1172 (251 amino acids)
Biological process (GO): regulation of DNA-templated transcription
Molecular function (GO): DNA-binding transcription factor activity; DNA binding
Source: RefSeq, a predicted model, not a curated record
CUCUCUCUGUGUGCCUCUCUAAUAAAAACCCCCCCUCCUCUUCCUUUCUCCUUUCAAAGCCUUUUGGGUUCCUCCAUUCUCUAGUCAAAUAGUUUUGCUCACUCGCACACGCAAACAACACUGCACUCUCUCCAACUCUAUAUUCCCUCUCUCGGAUUCUCUGCUCCUUGUCUCAGUCACCACUGUUCUAAGUUCUGCUAACACACCUCCAUCAGUCCAUCACCCAAUUCUUUUCUCUUUCUUGAACCAGAGUUGCAAUACAUUUCCGUUUAUAGUAAACAAAAAGAGAGAGAGAGAGAAUUUAAUCUCCAAGGCUUCUUCAUUCUUAAAGCUUUAAUCUAUCUUUUAGCAUCUAUAUAUAUAUACAGUAGUACAAAGAAAUAAGGUCGGUCAGUAAGUUUCAAAUCUUUUGAGCAAUGACCACUGACCCGAGCCACUCGGAGACCACCACCACCGAGUCGACCAGCUUCAACUCGUCUUCAUUCUCCUCCUCCGCCUCUCCGCGCUCCCCGGGUCAGAAUAACCCGUCACCAGGAGACUCCAACCCGAACGAGAAGCGGGUCAGCAGCAAACGGGCCAGGGAGAGCAGCAGCAAGCACCCGGUUUACAGAGGGGUCCGAAUGCGGGCGUGGGGCAAAUGGGUAUCCGAAAUCCGCGAGCCCAGGAAGAAGAAUCGGAUCUGGCUCGGCACCUUCUCCACCCCCGAAAUGGCGGCGCGUGCCCACGACGUCGCCGCCUUGACCAUCAAAGGCGACUCCGCCAUCCUCAACUUCCCCGCCUUAUCCGGGUCAUUGCCCCGACCCGACUCCAACUCGCCCCGAGACAUCCAAGCCGCCGCCGCCAAAGCCGCCUCCAUGGACCCACCACCGCCGCCGCCUCCGCCGCCGUCGUCAUCGACAUUGUCGCAAUCGUCAUCCUCGUCGUCAAUGGCCGACGCCGGAACGCCGGAGGAGCUGGGGGAGAUAGUGGAGCUGCCGAGCCUGGGGACGAGCUACGAGUCGGCCGAGUCGGAGUUCGUGUUCGAGGACUCGGUGGAGGGGUGGCUCUACCCUCCGCAGCCGUGGUGGCAAAAUGGUCAUUUUGGAGAAGAGUAUGGGUAUAUUAGGAAUUACGAUAUGAUAAUGGCACCGGAGCCAGCCCUAUGUGUUGAGGACCAGUUGUGGCAACAUUAAUGUCACCUGACCUUCAUCACCUGCUUUGCUUGGUAGAUGUGCCACGUGUGCCUCUCUUUUUCUUUUUUUUUUUAAUUAGUUAAAGCCAAGUUCUUUGCUAAUAUGAAUUUUUGGUUCUAAUAUACAUUUCCUCCCUCUACUAUUUAUUUUACUAGCGUUCGAGUGUGA